CUGGGUCCGGUCUCUUCGUGGCACAAACACACCUCGUCGUCGUGGUGGUCGCUGCGGCUGCUUUCGUUUGGUUUGAUUCGUUCGUUCAUUCAUUCGUGUAGUAGACUUGGUACCGUGUGGAUGCGUCUCGUCGUCGUCCGUGUUGGUCCGUGAUUGUUUUUCGGGGGUCCGGUUUUCUCGCGACAUUUAAAAACUUGCAUUUGACCGCGUUCGUCAUCAUCGGAAAUUUUCGGUGGUCCUAACCGUUUCGGUGUUCACGUGCAGUAAGUGUGAUUGGUUCUCAUUUGGUUUUAUUAGUUUUAUUUUUAUUAGAUCUCAUCCGGAGAGUGUGAGAUCACGCACAGUGUGUGGUGUCGUGACGAGCCGAGUGGGUUCGUUCGGUGUGUUGUUUAUAGAAGAAUAGUGUUGGAUUUAUACCUACUGCUUUCUUCGGAUAGAUUCGAACAAGGUACGACGGAUACGGAGAAGAACAAGAAGCAAGUGUGUUGCUGCAGUCUCGGAGCACAAAGUCAAAGUCGAAGUCCGAGAGAGUGUUGUUAGUAGGUGGCAAAAAGGAAGAAGCCGGGGAGAGAAGAACGAAAACAUCUCGACGAAGACGGGGGCCACGCCAAAGACGAAAGGUCUCCUUCCUCCAACAAAAUCGUGGUGUGGUCACUCCGCCUGGUCCAAUCUGAGCCGUCCAUCCUCCGGGGGCGACUCCGCUCUGCUCAUCCAUUAUCAGCGGUGUGUGCAAAAAUCCACUGCAACACAAAAGUGCUCCGAAAAUUUACCAUCGCAAGUCGCACUAGUCGCGCAAGUGCGUGUGCGCGCCAGCGCGCCGUGGGGAAUCAAACCAAACGAAACAAACGAAACAGCGAAAAAAAGUGCAAUUUGUCGUUUUGAUCGAUGUGACAGGAAUAAGCGAUGACCAAAAGCGACACGAGGUUUAUUAGCUCUUGAUUGCGAGUAGUGGCGGCGGCGGCAACUUCGAAACACAAAAUCCGAAAAAAAAAAUGCCCGUUUCUGUGUGAACGUUGUUGGUUGCUGUUACUGUUGUCAUCGCUGGUCGUCGCUCGUCGGUUUUCCGAAAAAGUGAAAGACCGCGCGCGGCUCACGCUUUCACUGUCCAUUUUUGGUCGAUCGGUUCGCGCGGUGCAGUGUGAAGCGGGUUUUGGGCUUACGACGAUAAUAUUCUGCCUCCCUGGCCGAUUGGCCGACAUUGGGGUGUUUGAGUUUUGCCGUCGCCGUGUGACAGGUUGCUGUUUUCCGGUCCGGGCCAGUCUCGAGAGACCGAGACCGUGUGUUGACGUAAUAUCCACAUCUACAGCAUAAUAGGAAGAAAGAAAGGAAGAAUAAGAAGAUCCUGUAUCGAAAAAAAAAAGUGAUUGAAGAUCGCACACCCGCGGGUGUAAUUCUACAUAUUGUGCAAAAACCCACCGUAGGCCUCCCCCCUAAAGUCACCCGUGUAAGUGUGUUGAAUGUGAUCGGCACGGGGCACCGGGAUUCAUUGCCAACGUACGCCGUCGUACAAAAUGGGUUUUUCGUCGGCGCUGCAGGGGCGGGCAGCGCACGAAGCGCUGCUCAACCGCCAGGAAGCCGAGCUCAAACUGCUGGACACGAUGAAACGCUGCAUGAUCCAGAAGAGCAAGUGCGACAAAGAGUACGCCGCAUCGCUGGUAGCCGUCACGCAGCAGGGCCUCAAGAUCGACCGGACCGACGAUCUGCAGGGCAGCCACAUCACCCGCGCCUGGCGGUCCUUCAUGGAGGAGCUGGAGCACACGGCCAAGCAGAUCAAAUCGAACGCCGAACAGCUGGAGUCCGUUUGCCUGGACAAGCUGGCGCACCUGUACCAGGACAAACGCCGGGUGCGCAAGCAGUACCAGGAGGAGCACACCAAGAUUGCCACCAAGUUUAGCCAUAUGACGGAGGACGUUGCGCGGAAGAAAAGCGAAUACCAGAAGCACCUGGAGUACUACAAGAUGCUGCGGGGGCGAUUCGAGGAGAUCAUCAAAUCGGGUCGAUCCGGUCGCAAACUUGACGACGUCAUCGACAAAUACCAGAAAGCCUGCCGGAAACUGCACCUAGCGCACAACGAGUACGUCCUACUGCUAAGCGAAGCGGCCGAAAUCGAAAAGGACAUUCGCACCAUUCUCAUGCCAGGACUGCUCGAGCACCAACAGUCCCAACAGGAGGCGUUCAUUCUGACGUGGCGUAACCUCCUGCAAGAUAUGUCCAAACUGGGCGACACCACGUCCGAUAAGUUCAGCGAAAUCCAGCAGCGGAUAGAGACGAAUAUCAGCAGUAUCAGCCCCGCCGAGGAGUACCGGGAGUUUACCGAGAAGCACAAAACCACCCCGACGGCCCCGGUCGUGUUCCAGUUCGACGAAUCGCUCAUCGAGGACAGCCUGGGCAAGCUGCAGGCCAACACCCUGACGGUGGACAACCUGACGGUGGAUUGGCUCAAAUCGCGCCAGACGGAGCUCGAGGGCGCCAUCAAGGAUCUCCAGGAGACGCAGGGAAAGUUGUGCCAGGAGCAGCAGCAAAAUGGGGGGAGCGCGGCGACUGCGACCGCAGUCAACGGAGGCACCAAACCGUCGACGCCGAUCCUGAACGGAUCGAACGGAACUAGCGUUAAGGAUAGUAGUAAUAAGAAUUCCAAGGAACUGAUAGCACUGCGAUGCCAAGAACGACAGAUGCAGAAACAGGUGGAGAUGAUUCGGGCCGCCCUGAAUGACGUGGGCUGCGAAGAGCUGCCAUCCGGAUGCGAUGACCUGUCCACCAUGGAGCAUCUGAUCGAGAACAAAAAAUCCGUUAGCCAAGACCUGUCGGAGGACUCACACAACACCUCGACGACGCCGUUCUUCUCCGGGAAGGGCGGCGCGGCCAGCGGGGUAAUGUCACUGCUUAGGGACCAAUUUCGACGCAAAUCGGCCGGCCCUAUUGCCGCCGGUGCCAACUCCUUACUCAACGUAAAAGAUUCACCCGCGUCGACGCCCCGCCCAGGUCAAAAGUUUAUGUCCUCGCUGCUCCGGAAUGGCGGCGGGGGCGGCGGAGCUGCGGCAACAACGACGACGAAUGACACCGCCGCAAUUGGGUCAUCAACGGUAAAUGAGUGUGAGCACCCCCCGUUGAGUGAAGAGAAUGUGUACGUUGAGCCUGUUGAGUUGAUCCGAGUUGACGUUGACGCUAACACUAACAACCGUCCGGAGCCGGAGUAUCCGGAAAACCGGCUGUCCACUAACACCUAUGUCGAUAUGGAAGCUAACCUGCUGCAGGCCGAGCCGGCCAAUACUAACGAGGACCACGUGGUGCUUAGAAUGCUCAGCUCGGAAGACGGGCUCGCAAACUACAAGCGUCUAAAAGGAAGCGAGGAAAGUGAGGUUAUGUUGCUGAACUCGUUGAACUCGCCGGAGAAUCAAUCCACAUCGGAUGAACUGUUCGCCAACGAUAUGAACGAUUCGAAGAACAACCUACUGCAGGAGGAACCAUACGAGGUCCCGCGAGGGAUGCUCAACUCUUCGAUAGAUGCCCAUUUGGACAGCAUAGACGAGCUGAACUCCAAGCUCGAUCAGAAGCUGUUUUCGAAGGCAUCGGAGCAGCACGAUUAUUACAACGUUCCGGCGAAAGGGGAGGAGCCUAACCACUUGGUGGUUGCGAGGAUUGAGAAAGGUCCGGAGAAGGCCAGUUUCCGUGAUAAAAUAAAGCGAAAAAUCAAAAUCAAGAGUGCAUCGUCCGAGCAGGACCGGGACCAAAAGUUGGACGAAUUGGAUGAACCGGGGAAUAGCUUUGCCGAUCGAUUGCGCAGCAAGGUAUCCAAUCUGAAAAAGAACGAUAACGACCAAUUUAAGUUGAUGAAGAAUGAAAGCGGAUCGGCGGAAGUCCCACGGGAGGGGGACGACCGGAAGCCAAAGAAAAAGAAGAAGAAGCGCAACAAGAAUCGUAAUCAAACAUUCUCGGAGGAUGAACUGCUCGGAGGGGAAGACGGAGACGAGUCCAAAUUGAACGAAUCGAGUCGUCCAAUCCCGUCUGGAGAAGGUGGAACUGCAUCGGAUGACAAAAUGACCUCCUUUUCUAGUUCGGUCAUGUCCACCUUUCGGGAGAUAAUGCACUCCACCAACAAGGUAAAGGAUUCCUCCAUAAACAUGGCUCUGCGCCAACAAACCGGUCGGGAAGAGAAGAUGGAUCUAAUUAACAACGGCAAGGACGCCGCCGGUAAUCGACUAACGGCGAUAAAAUUCAUUUUCUCCGACAACCGUCAACAUACGGAUUCUUCCGGUUCCACUCCGACCACCCCAGAACAUCUCAUUGCCGUCCACUCACCGCCAGACGAUGAAACGACCGACUCGCAUUACUCCCUUCCCACGUGCCAUGCGACGAACGAAAGCACCGAAUUUCCCGCCAACUUUGAUGGCAGCGUCAAAGGAGGCGCAACAGAGUUCAGCUCCACCCCUUCCAACCACCCAUCCAAGAUUUCCUCCCUCCAGAAUCUGAAAAACCGCUUCAACAAACUGCACCAGAAAAUGCCCAAACUGCUGUUGCAUGGCAACAGCAGCGCGACACCCACAGCCUCCUCGGAUGCUCGAAGCUCGAAACUAUGCCGGGCAUGUAGUCGACGCUUCCGGCAGCUCCAUCCGAGCAAAACGGUGCUGGAUUUCACCAAAGAGUACCCCAGUGGGACGGGUCGGUUCUGUCGAAGCCACGGGGGCGAUUACGACGGCGAAACCGAUCCGGAACAGGAGGAGGAUGGUGCAGACGAUUGGGGUACUUCCGAGAUGCUUAAUCUCGAUUAUGAGGAUAUUGACGUUAUAACCAUUAAGGCCCAUAACUAUGCAACAACUAACCCCGCUACUACCAUUGCUACUACUGAUCCUGCUGCUGCUGUUGGUGUUGCUAAUACCAGGGAAGUGCUUGAGGAUAAUGGUGUUCAUGAUGAUGAUGAUAAUGGCGAUGGUAUGACCCUAUCCACGAACCGACCGCUCUACGAAGAGGAAUGGUUCCACGGGGUCCUACCACGCGAGGAAGUGGUCCGAUUGCUGCGCAACGAAGGCGACUUCCUGGUGCGGGAAACGACCCGCAACGACGAGAGCCAAACCGUGCUCAGUGUCUGCUGGAACGGACACAAGCACUUCAUAGUGCAGACCACGGCCGAGGGUCACUACCGCUUCGAGGGCCCGGCAUUUCCCAGUAUACAGGAGUUGAUCCUGCACCAGUACCAGUCGGAGCUGCCCGUUACGGGACGUUCCGGGGCGGUCCUCCGCAAGCCAGUAUUAAGGGAACGGUGGGAGCUCAGCAACGACGAUGUGAUACUGCUAGAUAAGAUCGGAAGGGGCAACUUCGGCGACGUGUACAAGGCGAAGCUGAAAUCCUCCAAGAACACGCUGGUGGCGGUGAAAACUUGCCGGAUGACACUGCCGGAAGAACAGAAGCGGAAGUUCCUGCAGGAGGGACGCAUUCUCAAGCAGUACGACCAUCCGAACAUCGUCAAACUCAUUGGGAUCUGCGUGCAGAAGCAACCCAUUAUGAUCGUGAUGGAGCUGGUCUCGGGGGGAUCGUUGCUGAUGUUUUUGAGGAAGAAUGCGGCGACCAUGACGCAGAAGCAGCUGAUGGCCAUGUGCCGCGAUGCGGCGGCAGGUAUGCGUUACCUAGAAUCAAAGAACUGCAUCCACCGGGACCUGGCGGCCCGUAACUGCCUGAUCGGCAACGAAAACAUCGUCAAAAUCUCCGACUUCGGAAUGUCCCGCGAGGAGGAAGAAUACAUCGUGUCCGGCGGCAUGAAGCAGAUCCCGAUCAAGUGGACCGCCCCGGAGGCGCUCAACUUCGGCAAGUACACCUCCCUGUGCGACGUGUGGUCCUACGGCAUCCUGGUGUGGGAGAUCUUCAGCCGGGGCGACACGCCCUACUCCGGGCUCAGCAAUUCCCGCGCCCGGGAGCGUAUCGACGAAGGCUACCGGAUGCCCGCGCCGGAGAACACCCCGCCGGAGAUGUACCGGUUGAUGCUCAAAUGUUGGUCGUACGAACCGGAGAACCGGCCCCACUUUGACGAGAUCUUCACCGUGGUCGAUGCCCUGAUGUUGUGUGCCAAGGACUAGCGAAGGAUGAUGGAUCCAGCGGUGGUGGCGGCGGCGGUGGCAGCUCAGCAGCAGCGGUCCAAACAACGAUGUCUUUCUUGCAGCAGGACCAACUCCAAGCCGCAGCCGGGGUCCUCCGCCGGGAAACCGCGACGGAAGGUGUACUUUUGCUCAUCGGUGGCCAUGGCGGUCGCGGCCAAGGCUUGAUGGUUCCCGUUGUUUUAAUUUAUUUCUGUAUAAUUUCUCUUCUAGUUUAGAAAGUUAGUUUAUGAGUUGCUGCUUUUACUCGCGGGACAACGAAAAAUGUGCACAAGAGACAAGGAAUUAUAGACGAACGAGUCGAAAUCGGCGAGAUUUGUUUUAGUCGUUAAGUGAAGAGUUACGUUAGGAUCAAGUUUAGGUGUCGUUUACAGAGAGAUUGAAUGACUGCGCUGAAUGUGGCCAAAAAAGCUGAGGAAUUCCCAGGCAAAACCGAGGAAGUGAUUGUUAGUUAGUGAUAGUGAUGGUCGACGGUUGAGUUGAUAUACUGCGAAGAAGGAAACAUGUUUUGUGAUGUGACAAGAUUUUAUCGAAUUAGUUGAGGCGUUUAGCUUGUUAAGCAGUUUAUAUCUGAAUUUAUCUAGAAGUACAUAUAUCAUAGAAGACGGAUUUCUGGCUAAGUCGUCUGCGGAGUUGACAGUAUCAUCUAUGAAUACAACGAGACUUCGUUGGUGUGGGUUCACAGCACUUUCUCACUGCACUUCUCCACGAAUUUCAAAAUGCACUAGGCUCUCAACUUAGAAUAUAUGGUCUUACGUCUUCUUUAUUUCCAAUCGUUCAUUUAACGAGAUUCGAAUAAAACUAAACCAAUAUCUAAAGACUUCACAACUAUAACAAGUAACAGAGAACAAGUUACUUUAUCGAUGCAUAGCUUGCUUGCCCUGAAACAACUAAUCGGCCAUUUUCCGUAGAAAUUCCAUUGUUGACAUCGUGUCAUAUAGAGAAUGAGUUGCCACAACUAUAUGCCCUACUUUAUGUUUCGUCGGUAGCCCCACCAAUUAAUAAUAUUAAAUUCUCGCACAGAAAUAGAUACUUUUAUAAACUUUUUUUAAAUCUAUUUAUUUUGAUCAAAACCUCAAUUAAUAUUUCAACGCUAAAACACUAAAAUGAUUAACAAAGUUUCGUUGCAUUCUAAGGAAGUUCUGUCAACCAUUAGAUAGUUUAGCACCAAAUCCCUCAAAAAUUACUCAAGAAAGAGCAUCACAUACAUACACACACACGCAUACACCCAUAAACGCUUAAAUGCUAUAGGAAAUGAACGCGCAAGAAUGGCUUCGUUGUAAGUUUUUGUAUGCCAGGCUUAUUUGAAAUCUAGGAAAUUAUUUUACAAUACCAACAUUCAAACACUCUAAAACAGGCGAAUCAAUUCUCAUAAAAAAUGCUAUUAGAACAAAAACAAAGGUUUCUCCGAACCGGUCCACCUCACCCCUCGGGUGGUGAGAGCGUUCCAUUUUUCUCCUCCAACGUGAAUGCAUUUCUGCCAUCUAUAUCUUCUAAUUAAAGCUCGCAAUCUACAGGAGGAAAAUCGAAGUUCGCCCACCCCCUUUUUCGGGGUGAUGGAUCGGGGAGUAUGUAUUCAACGGUUUACAUGCACGUAACACACGUGAACGAAUGAAAAAAAACAACAUAUUUAAACGUAAUACUCUCUAUCCUCUUAUACAUCAGACAACACUUUUAGACAUUUGACUGCUACUUAUAUACUGCUAUAAUACAACAACAGCAAAAAAAAAAGUAAGUUAAUUGCAGUUUUUGGGAAUCGUUGCAAGCGAGUAUCCUAAUACACGGAAAAUCAAAAUACAACUGUAAUAUUUACAUAUUCUAAUAUUAAAUAUUACGCUAAAAUAUUUUAUAAAAAAAAA
Messenger RNA from Aedes albopictus (Asian tiger mosquito), 7945 nucleotides. It is a transcript of the gene FER, whose product is annotated as tyrosine-protein kinase Fer. The record is from RefSeq and is a predicted model, not a curated record. The coding region runs from base 1512 to 6068 and encodes 1518 amino acids. The transcript is spliced from 15 exons. Gene Ontology annotation, biological process: peptidyl-tyrosine phosphorylation. Gene Ontology annotation, molecular function: ATP binding; non-membrane spanning protein tyrosine kinase activity. Lineage: Eukaryota; Metazoa; Arthropoda; Insecta; Diptera; Culicidae.